Populus nigra (black poplar) is the source of this 1660-nucleotide messenger RNA. Its product is annotated as E3 ubiquitin-protein ligase PUB24-like. The record is from RefSeq and is a predicted model, not a curated record. Bases 186 to 1415 code for a protein of 409 amino acids. Gene Ontology annotation, molecular function: ubiquitin protein ligase activity. Gene Ontology annotation, biological process: protein ubiquitination. The transcript has a single exon. Lineage: Eukaryota; Viridiplantae; Streptophyta; Magnoliopsida; Malpighiales; Salicaceae.
CUCUCUCUCUCUCUCUCUCUCUCUCUCUCUCUCUCUCUCAAUAAAUUAGCCGCAUUCUCUUACCAAUCUUCAAGACAAAAACAAAUUCUCAUCUCCACAUUUGAUCAUUUAUCAUCAAUCUCUCCAUUUUGCAGCCUCCUAGCUAAUCCUUCACUACACAUAGAUUUUACUUUCGAUAAUUUUUCAUGGAUGAUAUUGAAGUUCCAAAGUUUUUUGUCUGCCCAAUUUCUCUCCAAAUCAUGAAAGACCCGGUUACAACCAUAACUGGCAUCACAUAUGAUCGAGAGAGCAUUGAGCACUGGUUAUUCACUAGUCAAAACACAGAUUGUCCAGUCACCAAACAGCCCUUGCAAAAAGAUUCAGAUUUAACCCCUAAUCACACCUUACGCAGGUUAAUCCAAGCUUGGUGCACGGAGAAUGCAUCCCAUGGUGUUGAUAGAAUCCCCACCCCUAAACCUUGUCUUGACAAAGCCCAUGUCCUUAAACUCAUCAAAAAUCUUUCGCAUCACGAGUUGCAAAUUAAAACUCUUACACGAUUGGAAUUACUUGCGGCGGAGAAUGAAAGAAACAGGAAGUGCAUGGUGGAUGCUGGCCUGCCCAAGGCCAUGUUAUUGUUUAUAGCAGCAUGUUUCAAGAAAGGUCAAGUUUCUGGUAUUCAAGAAGCUCUUAGUAUACUAUGUUUUAUUAGAAUUCCUCGAAGUGAAUCAAGGGCCUUUUUUAGUGAAAAUGAUGAUAAGAUUAUCGAAUCCUUGACUUGGGUUUUAGGGUGCAAAAUGGAGAAUUAUGCCACAGUUAAAUCCCAUGCAGCUUCGGUGUUGAAAAUGCUACUUGAAGAAGCGAGUUCUAGUGUAUUGGAGAGGCUCAAACCUGAAUUCUUUGAGAGGAUUGUUGGUGUUUUGAGAGAGAGAAUCACUCAUCAAGGUAUUAAUGCCGCCUUGCAAGUGUUGUUAAAUGCUUGUCCGUGGGGAAGAAAUCGGAAAAUGAUGGUGGAAUCCGGUGCAGUUUUUGAGCUUAUUGAGCUUGAAUUGAGAUCACCUGAAAGAAGAACCACAGAGCUCAAUUUGGGUGUUCUUUUUCAUUUAUGUUGUUGUGCUGAGGGAAGGGCUCAAUUCUUAAGCCAUGGAGGUAGCAUUGCUGUGGUUGCAAAGAGAAUAUUGAGGGUUUCUCCAGCGGUGGAUGAUCGAGCCAUUCUGAUCCUUUCACAGAUAUGUAAAUUCUCAGGAACAAGUCUGGUGAUCCAAGAAAUGGCAGAUGUUAAGGCUGUGACAAAGCUAUGUAUGUUGCUUCAAGCAGACUCUGCAACAUAUUUGAAGGACAAAGCUAGGGAAAUCCUUAGAUCACACUCUGACAAGUGGAAGAACUCUCCUUGCAUUUUUUCUUCUCUCUCGAGUCUUGAGUUCCAGGUAUCCAGCUAGUUGAUUUCGAAUUCUGCAUAUUUUUCUCCUUCCUACCCGUUUCUUAUUAUUAAUUAGUAAUACAAUUUUGGACCAAACAAAUGUGAACCCCGGUACUAACGAAAAUGCUAAUAGCUUCGGGACCAUGUUUGGUCUACAGGAAAACUUGCCAUGUGAUGCACAAAGGUUCCAUAUUGUGAUUAUUUCUAUUUUUUGUUUUUAAUUAUAUAAUUUCCAAAUGCUUAAUUAAGGAUACACUUUCUACA